CACCAUGACAGCGUUUGGCUUCUCGGACGUGGAGGCGUUUUUGGACUGCCACCCGGACCUUUUCGAGGACUAUCUCGUUCGGAGAGCGAAGUGUGACCAGGUGAGCAGGUGGUUGAGGGAGCACCAGCCGUCGAAAGCGUCCAGCCCCGCGGAGGAGAAGCGGGGCGCAGCCCUGGACCCGCUGUGGCCCGGCGGCGCCGACGCGCUCCGGCGCAGGGCGUCUCACAUGGAGCUGCGGCGCAACUUUGCGCGCUCCAAAGCCUCCACGGCGUACCGCACAUACGACGAGCACGUCAGCCUGAGCGAGCACGAGUCUCAGUCCAGCAUGAGGCGCCGUGCUCUCCUCCGCAAAGCCAGCUCCCUGCCUCCCACCACCGCGCACAUCCUGAGCGCGCUGCUGGAGUCCAGGGUCAGCGUGCCUCAGUACGCGUCCUGCGCCAUCGACUACAAAUACAGACUCAGGGAGACCAACGAGAGGGAGUUUUUCCUGGAGUUAGUCAAAGACAUCUCCAACGAUCUCGACCUGACCAACCUGAGCUAUAAAAUCCUGAUCAACGUGUGCAUCCUCGUGGACGCGGACAGGUGUUCGCUGUUCCUCGUUGAAGGACCCGCUCACAAGAGGACGCUGGUGUCCAAGUUCUUUGACGUGCACUCGGGCACCACGGUUAGACCCUCGUCCAGCACCCUGCACUCCAGUGAAGUGCAAGUGCCGUGGGGGAAAGGCAUCAUUGGAUAUGUGGCCGAGCAUGGAGAGACUGUAAACAUAUCAAACGCAUAUGAGGACCACCGCUUCAGUGAUGAAAUAGACAAGUUAACCGGCUACAAGACGCAGACCAUCCUCUGCAUGGCCAUCUGCAACAGUGAUGGAGAAGUCAUUGGUGUGGUGCAAGCAAUUAACAAAAAUCCAAUGGGCACUCCUUUUACUGAGGAUGACGAGAAGGUGCUCCAGAUGUAUCUACCCUUUUGUGGAAUAUCGAUUUCCAAUGCUAAGUUGUUUUCGGAGUCCCGCAAGGAAUAUGAAAGAAGUAGGACUUUGUUGGAGGUUGUCAACGACUUGUUUGAAGAGCAAACCGACCUUGAGAAGAUUGUCAGAAAGAUCAUGCAACGAGCGCUUACACUGCUGCAGUGUGAGCGCUGCUCUGUGCUUCUUUUAGAGGACAUCGACUCACCUGUUGUGAAGUUCUCCAAGACGUUUGAGCUCAUGUCGCCCUUGUGCAACAUGGACAGAGACAUCAGCAUGGAGAAGUUGUCGUGCUCUGACUGGCUGAUCAAUAACAGCAUUGCUGAGCUGGUGGCAUCUACAGGACUGCCUGUCAACAUCAGCGAUGUGUGUCACGACCCACGCUUUGAUGCAGAGGCAGAUCAAGCCUCUGGGUUUCACAUCAGGUCGGUGUUAUGCGUCCCUAUUUGGAAUCGAACUCAUCAGAUAAUUGGUGUUGCACAAAUUCUGAACCGCCUGGACAGAAAGACAUUCAGUGAUGCAGAUCAGAGACUGUUUGAGGCAUUUGUGAUAUUCUGUGGGCUUGGAAUCAACAACACUAUGAUGUACAAUCAAGUGAAGAAGACAUGGGCCAAGCAGUCAGUGGCUCUGGAUAUGUUGUCUUACCAUGCAACCUGCUCUAAAGUAGAAGUUGACAGACUUAAGGCUGCCAAGAUCCCCCUGAGCAAUGAGCUCAGCAUCGAUGAAUUCCACUUUAACGACUUCUCCCUGGACAAUGACGCCAUGAUCACUGCAUCGCUAAGGAUGUUUCUGGAACUUGGCGUUGUCCAAAAGUUUAAAAUUGACUACGAGGUUUUGUGCCGCUGGCUUCUGACCGUGAGGAAGAACUAUCGAACUGUGGCGUAUCAUAACUGGAGACAUGCUUUUAAUGUGUCACAGUGCAUGUUCGCUAUGAUCACAACAGCCAGUUUCCAGGAUGUCCUAACAGAUGCAGAGAUGCUGGCGCUGAUGGUGGGCUGUUUGUGCCAUGACUUGGACCACCGAGGCACUAACAACGCAUUCCAAGCCAAGACCGGCUCUGCUCUGGCUCUGCUUUACGGGACGUCAGCCACACUGGAGCAUCAUCACUUCAAUCACGCAGUCAUGAUCCUGCAGAGUGAGGGUCACAAUAUCUUUGCAAACCUCAGCUCUAAAGAGUACAGCAACAUGAUGCAGCUGCUGAAGCAGGCCAUUCUCUCCACAGAUCUUACCUUGCACUUUGAGCGCAGACCCAAGUUCUUUGACUAUGUCCUGUGUGGAGAUUUCAGCUGGACGGAUGAAGGACACAGAGAAGCCUUGAGGUCCAUGCUGAUGACAGCAUGUGAUCUGGGGGCUGUCACUCGUCCUUGGAAGAUAUCGAAACAGGUUGCAGAGCUGGUGACGAGUGAAUUCUUUGAACAGGGCGACAGGGAGAGGUCUGAGCUUAAGCUAACCCCAGCAGCCAUCUUUGACCGUAAUCGCAAAGAUGAACUACCUGCCUUACAGCUAGAAUGGAUUGAUGGAAUCUGUAAACCACUUUACCAGGCACUGCUGAAGCUCAACAAGAAGUUACAGCCAAUGGUGGACGGGAUCAAUGCAAAUCGAGAGAAGUGGCAGGAAUUAUGCUCAUCCUGUCACCAGACACACAGAGCCUCCAUGUCCAGUCAGAAUACUGACCCAGGUCAUGAAAUGAAGUCCGGCACCAAUGAAGAAACCAGUGACCAUCUGGAGUGCACAGAAAAAGUGAAGCCAUUAAAAAACACCAUGUUUGGGUUAAAGUCAGACCACGAUGAGGAUCUAAGGUGCAGAGCAAACAAAGACUCCUCUGAUGAUAAAGCAGCAUCAUCUGGCAACAUAACACCUACAGAAAAGCAGGCUUUAAAGUAG
This is a messenger RNA of Cololabis saira (Pacific saury), 2845 nucleotides long. It is a transcript of the gene pde11al, whose product is annotated as phosphodiesterase 11a, like. The record is from RefSeq and is a predicted model, not a curated record. Bases 5 to 2845 code for a protein of 946 amino acids. Gene Ontology annotation, biological process: signal transduction. Gene Ontology annotation, molecular function: 3',5'-cyclic-nucleotide phosphodiesterase activity; protein binding. The transcript is spliced from 20 exons. Lineage: Eukaryota; Metazoa; Chordata; Actinopteri; Beloniformes; Belonidae.